CGCUGGCCGGGGCCGGCAGGAGCCCGCCGUGAAGACAGAUGGGGUGAGAGAGAGUCAGCUCCAGCUGUCAGCGCGGCUUCAGCCCUGCCCCCGCCCGCGCCCCUCCUCCGCCGCGCGUCUCCCCCCCGGCCUCAGGCAAACCAUGGCGUCCAGCGAGGAGGACGGGGCCGGCAGCGGCUCGCUGGAGGAGAAGGAGAAGGGCAGGAAGAGGCGCCUGGGCGCGUUGGCCACAGCUUGGCUCAUCGGCUACAACAUCGCCAUGACCGCCGGGUGGCUGGUAUUGGCUAUUGCCAUGGCACGGUUUUACAUGCAGAAAGGAACAUACAAAGGCUUAUACAAAACUAUUCAAAAGACACUUAAAUUUUUCCAGACAUUUGCUGUGCUUGAGGUAGUCCACUGUGCAGUUGGAAUAGUUCGCACCUCUGUGCUUGUGACUGGGGUCCAAGUGAGUUCAAGAAUCUUCAUGGUGUGGUUUAUAACACACAGUAUAAAACAGAUCCAGAAUGAGGAGAGCGUUAUUCUUUUUCUGGUCGUUUGGACUGUGACAGAGAUUACACGAUAUUCCUUCUACACAUUCAACCUGCUCAACCAUUUGCCAUACUUCAUUAAAUGGGCCAGAUACAACUUUUUUAUCAUCUUGUAUCCUGUUGGAGUUGCUGGUGAACUUCUAACUAUUCAUGCUGCAUUACCUUAUGUGAAGAAGACAGGCAUCUUUUCAUUGAGACUUCCCAACAAGUAUAAUGUCUCUUUUGACUACUACUACUUCCUUAUUAUUGUCAUGGCCUCAUAUAUACCAUUGUUUCCACAACUCUACUUUCAUAUGCUGUGGCAGAGAAGAAAGGUACUUCAUGGAGAAGUGAUUGUAGAAAAGGACGAUUAACCCAACUCUUGUAACCACGGUGCUGUUUACAGAAUAAUAAGAAAUGGAAACAGAACAUUUCAUGUGAUCCUUUUGAGUCCAAGUUUUAAAUCAUGGAACAAGAAUAAAUGGCUGUGCAUGAAAUAACAUGGAUUGUAUUGUUUUGUAAAUUCAGUAUGUCUUCAGACUUUGCUUUACUUUUGAUUCUUUUAUUUCAUUGGUUGGUUGUUUCCUCAGACAAACUAUUUUCUUCCCUUUUUUUUUAAAUAUAGACAAAUUGAGGGAGGAGAUAGAAAGCAAUUUGGCAAGCUAUUCUAUUACAGAACUUCUUGUGGUCAUUACGGAAAAAAAAACAGUUGAUGAACAUUAUUGGAAGUAUUCUGAAAAAUAGAUCAUUCAAAAUUAGGUAAUUUAUUUUUUUCAUAGGACAGGUGGCUUAAAUUGUGUCCUUUCUUAUUAUUUUGAAAACACUAAUCUUUGUCAAUGUUCAGAACUGAGAGUUGAGUGUCUCUUGAACCUUAUGAGAACACGCCAUUAAAAGUAGUCAGUCCAGACUAAAGCUAGGGUUAUAAUUACUUAGGGUCUGACUCAGCUGCCCUUACAUUAAGUAGUAUCUUCCUUCACAAUUAUCCUUUUGAAACUUCUAGAAUCAAGUUCAGCAUCAGUAAGCGUAGUAAAAUUGGACCCUUCAUUAGGCCUGAGACUUGGCAUGGGAGAAGUGGUCCAUGCUAGCAGGUUCAGGUGCAGGAUCAAGGCCUGGGAGUGCUGCAACCUUUUACUUGCAGGAUCACAUCUUAGCAUAAUAGAAUAAGCUUUUAAAAGAGCUGAACUCUAGAUUCUCUGUGCAGAUUUAGAGUAGUGUACUUAAGUUUGCUACUACUUGAUGCCCAGCUAUAGCUGAUGAGGUGGCCCAGGUUUAUUUUGUCCUGGUGAAUUGAUUACCAGUUUAUUCUGUAUUCUAGAGUUAGGGAAAAUGGGGGGGGGGGGGGGGUUGAGAAGUAAAUAUGGAAGUACAUGUGGAAACUGCAGCUACGGGAAAGUAUUUUAUUUCUUACAAUUAAUCAAAUGGGAUAAAAAUGGAAGGUUUAAAAAUACUUUAAAAUACUGUCUUGACAUGUAAAUUGUAUUUUGAAUCAGCCCGUUAUGCACUUUUAAUUGCUCCUUCUGUUAAUUGUUCCAUCUUCUUUAUAAUGUAAUCAAGGAACAGUUUUGGAUCUGGUCCUAUUUAACAUCUUUAAUAAUCUAGAAGAGGAACAUGUUAAUGAAAAUCACAGAUAAUGCUAAACUGAAGAUGUUAUAAACACCAGCAUGGAGAGAGGAGUUAUAUAAUGGAUCUUACAGAGGUUAGAAAUCUGGGCAGGAAUUUAAAGCCAUAAAGUUGGAAGAGACCUGAAGUGAGAGUGGACCACAGAUUAAAUGUCAUUUGCAAUAUGAUGUGGCAGUGAAAAAGAUCAGUGCAAUUUUGGGUUGCAUAUGCUGAAGUGUCAUGUCGUGGAGCAGGGAGAUGUGAUUGUCCCUCUUCAGGGACUUUGCUGAGUCCACAUCUGGAAUACCAUAUUAAGUUCUGGGUACCUCAAAAGCAGUAAGCUUUAGGCAAACUGUAGAAAGUUCAGAAAACAGCAACAAAAAUAAUGAAUGGACAUGAGUAAGAGGUAGGAAAGAUUGACUUAAAAGCAUUAAAUAUGUACAGCUUGGUUACGGGGAAAAUAUUUGAGAAGGAAAAGGAAUUAUUAACAUGGUACUAGGAGUUGAAACUAGGAGUCAGGGGAAAUUAAGAAAUGGAAAAUAUAAAAUGAAUACUAGGAAAAAGAUCCUGACCAUGAGAUUUAUUAAGUUACUGAAUAAUAUUCCAAGGCCCGUGCUGGCAGCUCCUUUUCUUGGGAAACGUAAAGCCCAACUUGUUGGAAUACUAGAAAACAUAUUGUAGGAAACAAUCUUGCUUUGACAGCGGAUGGGGCUAGAUAACCUAAAAGGUGGUUUCCGUUUCUAACUUCUAUGAUUAUAUACUGUAACUAUUAAAAAGAGUUGGAAAUGUGUUUCCUGAUGUGACUAACAAGUCUUUUUUUAUAUCCUUAAGAUGCAAUUUUAUGUCUUAGCCUUCCCAUAUUUACACAUCUCAACAUUACAUGUAAACUAACUUCCUUUUCAAUUAUUGGUGUAUAGAGGGCUUGAGAUGGAAUAAUAGUUUUUCUGACAAUUUGAAAACUGAAUAUUCUUGGUUUGUUUUAAAACAGUGUAUUGAUCCAAGGUGCUAUGUUAACUUAUUAAAAUACAUUUUUAUGCAGCUGAAAUGAUUUAAUGUAUUAAAAUAUAUAUAACAUAUUUACAGUCUUGAGUCACAUAAUGUUUAUACAUGCUACCUGUUUAGACUAAAAGUUUUAUUUGUUAAAUGUGUUUUGCAUAAAAAGUGCUUCAAAUACGAAUUGUUCUGAUAAAUUUAACUCAGCUUGCACUCUGUUCCAUAUAAAACACCCAGGCAGCUUCUGAGCACGUAUUUCUCAAUGAGCAGGCAGAAGGAUCUCAUGGAAUUUGAAUUAAUUAAUAAGGUCAGGUUGUGUUCAAUGGUAAAAUUUAGUAUCCUUUUAAUGGGGUUUGAGCUUACUUAAGACUAUGACUAUUGAUCUAUUUGAAAUUAAGUGAAUAUUCCAAGGGCCUGAUCCUGCAACUCUUACUCAAAUGAGUUUGUCCUUUGAUUACAAUUUGAAGGGCUGAUCUCCAGUGCAGUAUUAUUCAUCCAGGGGAGGAGCGGGGUUGUAUGUGUGUGGGUUGAACAUAUUGUCAUACAAGAUGCAAAUUGAUAUUCUUUUAUACAUGCAAAAUGACUUAAUACAAUACCAUUCAUUACCAUUCAGAUUUUUGGCUUGCACAAAGCAGCAAUGUACUAGUCCUGAAUAAGUAAUACAUGAACAAGAAAAAACGUAAAGGUGGUUUACAAUUGCAGUUGAAUCUUGUUAAACUGACAUCAAUAAACUGCAGCCUCAAGCUGAAAAUAACUCUUCGGGUCUGUGUUACUGAAGGCCAGACCAGUGAGAUUUUGGUGUGGACUAAGGCAGGCAAGGACAAGCUCCUUGUGAAAAUUAUAUUGCAUUUUUUUUCUCUCUCUUUUUUUUAAAUCUUUCACUGAAUUUUUGACUCAGCUCUAAUUAAUAUAUUUUAAAUUGAUGUCUUCUGUUAGCAAGUAAGAACUGUGAGUGAAGUCCUCGCCCCACUGAAGUCAAAGAUUGAAAGCCCCAUUGACUUCAGUCAGGCCAGUAUUUCAGUCUGUGUGUUUUACUUAAACAUUAGCAUAGCAUCAUAUUUAUAACAUAAUGAAAUAGUGAACUAACUUAUUCCAUGCUAUAUACAAUUGGCAUUAAAAACAAGCGUGAAUUUUUUAUGGUGCAUUCUGUUUCCAAUCUGAAUUUGGCACAUUUGUCCAUCUUUGUAAUCUUCACUGCAGUAGUCAAAAAUGUUUUAAAUUACUGAGAACCUCUUUAUUGUGAUAGCUUAGGAAUAUAUCCCAGCAUUAAAGUCUUUGACAUUUUCAU
Mauremys reevesii (Reeves's turtle) is the source of this 4386-nucleotide messenger RNA. RefSeq names its product 3-hydroxyacyl-CoA dehydratase 1 (gene HACD1). NCBI's taxonomy places the organism in Eukaryota, Metazoa, Chordata, Testudines, Geoemydidae. Gene Ontology annotation, molecular function: 3-hydroxyacyl-CoA dehydratase activity; phosphatase activity. The coding region runs from base 143 to 880 and encodes 245 amino acids. Gene Ontology annotation, cellular component: endoplasmic reticulum membrane. Gene Ontology annotation, biological process: sphingolipid biosynthetic process; fatty acid elongation; dephosphorylation. The record is from RefSeq and is a predicted model, not a curated record. The transcript is spliced from 7 exons.